CAUGGGUAGGGAAAACUAAAUAAAUCAAGCAGUAAAGUCAGACUUUGUCUUUGUCUUUUCAUUUAGUGGAAUAGAAGAUGAACUCAGCUGAAUUCAGUGAAGAUGAAGAAGUUCUAAAAAAUAACACUGUGAAGGUGGAGACAGAAGCUGAAGAUGCUGCCCUGGACUGCUCAGUGAAUUCCAGGUCUUCGGAGAAGCACCCUCUGGACAGCGUCUUCACGGCCCUCCAGGACUGCAGCAAGCGAAAGCAGCCAGCUGGCGGUGAGGGCCAGCCAGACUCUGUCCCCAACGUGAAGAGGCGGCGGCUGAUUCCCGAGGCGCUCCUAGCAGGCAUGAGGAACCGGGAGAACAGCUCGCCCUGCCAGGGCAAUGGAGAGCAGGCUGGCAAGGGCAAGAACUUGGUCUCUGUGUGGUCAGGAGAGGAAGAGCCUUGCAAUGAUGUGACCACCCCCUCCUACAAGAAGCCUCUUUAUGGCAUCUCACACAAGAUCAUGGAGAAGAAGAACCCUCCCGCUGGGGAUGUGCUCAGCACAUACGAGCUCUUGGAGAAGGCAAACCCCAGCAACAGCCCCUCACCGCUGAGGCUCCUGAAUGAGCCACAGAAGCGAGAUUGUGGCAGUGCGGCCCCAGCCACUGACGGCGACCCUAACAUCUACUUUCUGAUCCAGAAGAUGUUCUACAUGCUCAACACGCUGUCCUCCAACAUGUCCCAGCUGCACAGUAAGGUGGACCUGCUGUCUCUGGAGGUGAGCCGCAUCAAGAAGCAGGUGAGCCCCACAGAGAUGGUGGCCAAGUUCCAGCCGCCUCCGGAGUACCAGCUCACGGCGGCCGAGCUCAAGCAGAUCGUGGACCAGAGCCUGUCCGGUGGGGACCUGGCCUGCCGCCUGCUGGUGCAGCUCUUCCCCGAGCUCUUCAGCGACGUGGACUUCUCCCGUGGCUGCAGUGCCUGCGGCUUUGCGGCCAAGCGGAAGCUGGAGUCACUGCACCUGCAGCUCAUCCGCAACUACGUGGAGGUCUACUACCCCUCGGUGAAGGACACGGCCGUGUGGCAGGCCGAGUGCCUGCCCCAGCUGAACGACUUCUUCAGCCGCUUCUGGGCCCAGAGGGAAAUGGAGGACAGCCAGCCUGGGGGCCAGGUUGCCAGCUUCUUUGAGACAGAGCAGGUGGACCCUGGCCACUUCCUGGACAACAAAGACCAGGAGGAGGCCCUGUCUCUGGACCGGAGCAGCACCAUCGCCUCAGACCACGUAGUGGACACACAGGACCUCACCGAGUUCCUGGACGAAGCCUCGUCUCCGGGUGAGUUUGCCGUCUUCCUCCUGCACCGUCUCUUCCCGGAGCUCUUUGACCACCGGAAGCUGGGUGAGCAGUACAGCUGCUACGGGGAUGGCGGCAAGCAGGAGCUGGACCCACAGAGGCUGCAGAUCAUCCGCAACUACACAGAGAUCUACUUCCCUGACAUGCAGGAAGAGGAGGCCUGGCUGCAGCAGUGUGCCCAGCGCAUCAACGAGGAGCUCGAGGGCCUGGGUCUGGACGGGGGCAGCGAGGGUGAGCCCCCGCGGGACGACUGCUACGACUCCUCCAGCCUGCCAGACGACAUCUCCGUGGUCAAGGUGGAGGACAGCUUUGAGGGCGAGCGGCCGGGCCGGCGGUCCAAGAAGAUCUGGCUGGUGCCCAUCGACUUUGACAAGCUGGAGAUCCCGCAGCCUGACUUCGAGGUGCCGGGUGCCGACUGCCUGCUCAGCAAAGAGCAGCUGCGCAGCAUCUACGAGAGCAGCCUGUCCAUCGGCAACUUCGCCUCGCGCCUGCUUGUGCAUCUCUUCCCCGAGCUCUUCACCCAUGAGAACCUGCGCAAGCAGUACAAUUGCAGCGGCUCCCUAGGCAAGAAGCAGCUGGACCCGUCCCGCAUCAAGCUCAUUCGCCACUACGUGCAGCUGCUCUACCCACGGGCCAAGAACGACCGCGUCUGGACGCUGGAGUUUGUGGGCAAACUGGACGAGCGCUGCCGGCGCCGGGACACGGAGCAGAGGCGCUCCUACCAGCAGCAGCGCAAAGUCCAUGUGCCGGGCCCUGAAUGCAGAGACCUGGCAAGCUAUGCAAUCAACCCGGAGAGGUUCCGAGAGGAAUUUGAGGGGCCUCCGCUGCCCCCCGAAAGAAGCAGCAAGGACUUCUGCAAGAUCCCUCUGGACGAGCUGGUGGUCCCCUCGCCCGACUUCCCGGUGCCUUCGCCGUACCUGCUGUCAGACAAGGAGGUGCGCGAGAUCGUGCAGCAGAGCCUCUCGGUGGGCAACUUCGCCGCCCGGCUGCUCGUCAGGCUCUUUCCCGAACUCUUCACGGCCGAGAACCUGCGGCUGCAGUACAACCACUCCGGGGCCUGCAACAAGAAGCAGCUGGACCCCACGCGGCUCCGGCUCAUCCGCCACUAUGUGGAGGCCGUCUACCCCGUGGAGAAGAUGGAGGAGGUGUGGCACUACGAAUGUAUCCCCAGCAUCGACGAACGGUGCCGCCGCCCCAACAGGAAAAAAUGCGACAUCUUGAAGAAAGCAAAAAAAGUAGAGAAGUGAUGGGCAGCCUGGGGCCUGAGCCUUUUGGAGCACGUGUUAUGGUAUCCACAGACACGCACCUUAUGUCAGUGGGGAGUGGCUUACUACUUUUGCACACGUAAACACCCACUCAACCACAAGAAAGAAGCCUUGCAUUUGGUCUCUCCUACUUGUGACUUUUGUCCUGAGUUCCCCAGUGGUGCAGCCAGUUUGGGGAGGGCUGAGCUGUGAGAGCAGAGAGGACUCAGGAGGAGGGGUUGUCUCUCCUUGGCUGUGUCCUCCCCUUUCCCUAGAUUUCAACGACUCUUGUUCCUCUUCCCACAUUUUACAUCUAACAUUUUUAUCAAAUUUUUUUAAAUUAAAAAGAAACCCUUUUUUAAAAGAUCACUGGGCUCUUUGGGGCCCAUUUUACUUAGGAAAAAAGUCUUUUAAAUAUUUGAGGUGAAGUACUGUGAGAUGACUUCAGUUGCUGGGAUUUCUUUUUAAGAUGGCUUCAGAUUUAUGAAAUUUUUAGAAGUGCCAUGUUCAUGCAUGAUGGCUAAUAUUAGCUUCAGGUGGCAUAGAGACCCAUUUUACUGACCUUGUCUUUUACAUCUAAUUGGAAGAGUCAAGAUGCCCCUUGGAUGGCAGUAGAGGGGGUGCAGUAGUGUGACAUCUUUCGUGACCAUGGUCACAUUCUCUCUUCCACUGUAGUGCUGAGGAAGGGGCUUACUCACUGGCCUGGCCUGUUCUCCGUUGCUGCGUCGAUAGACUGUCGUGCUCACUCUUUGUAGACAAGAACACUGGAUGAUGAUGAUGAUGAUUGAUGAUGAUGAUGAUGACGAUGAUGACAUGAAUGUAGAUAGACGUGGAAACACGUUCACAGUGUCUUUUGAGCUGUGUCCUUCCACUGCCCUCUCCCAUCUUCGCAUGAGGAUGCUGGUUGGAGGGGCAGACAUGUUUCCUUGGAAAACAGUGUGUGUCGAUAAUUGGCUUCAUGUUUGAUUUAAGGACAGGCCCCUUUGGGCUCACUAAGAACUGUUUACUUUGUGUGUAUUUGUACAAAACCCGGGUUCUGGGAGCUGUAUGGUAACUUCACCACACCUCAGUGUUAGUUCCUCCGGUCAGUAUACAUCUUUGUUCCUCAGGGCGGGCCCAGACCCUCAGGCCUCUGGAGGAUCCCUGGUAUUGGAAGGACACAGGUCAUCUCAAAUGGGGCUCCCAUGUCCCUUCCCCGGGUCCUCUCAGAGCUUUCCCUUUAACCCCCCUAGAAGGUCCUGCUGUCCUACAUUUGGCUGUUCCCUUGGCCUUAGGGUGAGACAUCUCUCCCCACUGGUUGAGAAAGUCACACUGCUUCAGGCCAGUGGCGUGUUCUCCUGGAGUUCCAACCUGGAAAUUCUCCAGCAGUUAAAGUCCUUAAAAACACGUUCACCUACCUGACUUGGGGGGCCAAAUGCCUAAGAGGGAAAGGAAACAGUCUAACUCAAACUGAGUGCAUCAUACUAGAAACCUGGAAAUUGAAUGAAUCACACAGGGUAGUCAUAAAACCCACGUGGCUUAAUAUUUUGCUACCUUAAAAUGCAGAAAUAAUAGAAACAAUCUGUGAAUUAAUUAUCUUUAUACAGCUGAUACGGACUUCAGUUCCAGUGGUUGUAUGACAUAAUUUUGCCUGCACCCAGCAGGUUUUAUAUAUAUAUGUGACAGGAUUUUAAGCAAUGUAAACUUGCUGAUUUAACUUUAGUAAAUUUGCUUUUAAAUGUCAUUUACAGAUUAUUUCUGUUGAAACUGCAGAGCUAAAUUAUUGAAUUUUUUGAAAUGCACAGUGACUUAAUGACUCUCACGCACCCACACGUGCACACACAUUUCUUAUUAAAAAACUAAAGUGAGAUGAAGGGGACCUAUGUGAAUAUAACAAGUUCACCCUCUUAGUGCCUGGGCAGGAAAAGGGGCUGGAGCAGCCAGGAGGCUCACUCUCCCCCCUCCCCGCAAACUGGGCCUUUCUCUAUGCCUUAGUCUCUCCAACACACAAAUGCAUGCACACACGCACACACACAAACUCACACGCGCACACACGCCCUACCCAAAGAUGGCAGAGGCACUCUCCUGCCAGCCCUACUGGUUGGUGGGUGCCAUGGAAUUUGUCCUGGUCUCUAGGAUGUAUCCAAGAGGAUUCCAAGCCAUGUGAAAAUUGUCCUACUUUCUAGAGGGUGGAAUGAGACCCUGCAGCUUCAGAAGCACAAUCAUUUAUUAAUUUUAAAAAUCCAAUCUACCCACAUUAAAGAAAUUAACAGGAGUUAACAGGUUCUAGGAAUGCAAUGUGUCUAUAACCUAGAGCAUGUUCAGUUUUUGGAAACCGUAUUUUCGGUGGUUUCCUAAAUACCUUUUCUGUGUAGGGCUGCUUCCCCCCACAUCUUAGAGUCCCUUUCAAUGAAGAGAGAUGGACACACUCUGGGAGCUGUUUCCUGUCCCUCUGGACUGUCUCAUCAGGAAACGUCUGCAGGUCCUGUGCCUGUCUGUAUGGUGUCCUCAGUUCUCCAGCCAUACAGGUGGGCUCCAGGAGCAGUGUUUUACAUGUAGCAAUAGAAGUACAAAAAACUCGUUUGAAAAUUUUAUGUUUUUCCAUAUAAUCAGUUGGCAAAUCCCUCCUCUCCAUCUAAAUUCUUUGGUUUUUAUUUGUUUGGUUUUGAUUCCUUUUUUUUUUUUUUUGUAUCUGGAGGACUAAAGAAUUAGCACAGACACAUUCUGAUGUUAAGUAAAAUAGCAAGUCACAAUAGGUGGUAGUGUCCCUUAUUUUCUGUGUUGUUUUAAAAGAAUGUAUGAAGAUAGUCAUGAAUGUACUGUGUUCUAAUCCUGCUUCAGUUCACUUUGGCUGUAUCUACAUGACAACAAACGUUUGACAGGGAAUAAAGUCGUGUCUAGUGUCACGGGUGUUAGUGUGCCCCUCCCCAUUCAUUGUUGGCCCUGAACUUCUUUUAUGUUGGGGAGGGGGUACCACCCAACAGCAAUCAUCAACCAACCAAUGGGAUCUACUUAGUGGUGAAUGGAUUAGCUGUUUAAAUGGUAAGAGUCACCGACGUGACCACACCACAGCAUGGCCACUGGGGUUCCUGUAGAGAUGGCCUUAGUUUCCACCUUUUCCCCCCAUAUUUUUGCUUCUUGCUUGUUUGAGAGGGGGUCUCGAGACCCCUGAUUGGAGAUCAGUGAGCUCUCACCCUGCCUGUUUAGAUAGACAGUAUGAGUGGGGGCGGGGCCAAGCGGCUAUUACUGCCAUUUGGAAAUACUUGCCUCGUGUAGAUCCAGCCUUAAUGUUUUUCUGACAUCCUAGUGAUAGCAAACCCUGCACAAAGUGGAUAUCAGAGUUAAUACUGUGAGGAGACAAAAUAAUGAGAAUAGUUUUACCAAAGAUAAUGAAAUAUCACAUAAUGUCUGCAUUUUACCAUUGGUUUGAGUGCAUCCUUAGAAACUGAAUGUAACAAAAACCCAGGACAUUUUUGGAAAUUGUAUGCUCUCUAGCAACUUUGUGUGAAUUUUUAUACAAGCACUGUUUUAUGAGUUAUAUAAAAUGUUAUAAAAAUAGAAAAAA
This is a messenger RNA of Pteropus alecto (black flying fox), 6105 nucleotides long. It is a transcript of the gene BEND3, whose product is annotated as BEN domain containing 3. The transcript has 3 exons. Gene Ontology annotation, molecular function: DNA binding. Gene Ontology annotation, biological process: rDNA heterochromatin formation. Bases 78 to 2564 code for a protein of 828 amino acids. The record is from RefSeq and is a predicted model, not a curated record. Gene Ontology annotation, cellular component: heterochromatin. Lineage: Eukaryota; Metazoa; Chordata; Mammalia; Chiroptera; Pteropodidae.